AUGAAAUUAAGUAGUGCAACUUUAUAUGCUUUAGCAUUAAAUUUAGUGAUUGUUAACUCAGCUCCAGCUGUAGAAGGUGAACAUAAUGAAUUAGUCAAGAAAUCAGAUGACGCUGAAUUAAUCGAAUUAUUAAACAGCUUGAAUAGUUAUAAAUCUAAAAGAGAUGAAAUUUAUGAUAGUUUAGAUAAAAGAGAAUAUCAAAUUGUUACUGAUGUUUUAGCUGCUUUGAAUAACACUCAAUUAGCUGAAAGAAUUAUUCAUUACUUAGCCACUGAUCCAAAAUUCCAACCUAUUGUUAUUAAAACUUUAGUAACAGUUUUAAAAUCUAAUUUAAUCAGUUAUGAUGCUUUAUUUGAUGCUUUAGAUAAGAGUAAUUUGAUUACUACUGUGCUUCAAGAUUUAAUUUCAGAUUGUUCUUUAUAUGUCUCAUUAUUCAAUACUGCUGCUAAUGUUAUUAGUGGAUUAGUUGAUAAAGUUCAAGCCAAAAUUAAUUCAUCAAAGAGAGAUUUAUUAGCUUUUGAAUCUCAAGAAAUUGUUACUAGAGAAGUUGAUGAUAUUGAAGCUAGAGCCCUUGAUAUUGAAAACAUUGUUGUUAACUUGUUAGAAUCAUUAGGUAAUUCUGGUUUAGCUUCAUCAGUUGUUAAAUCUAUUAUUACUGAUUCAAGUUAUAUUCCAUUUGCUUCUGAAUUAAUUCAACAACUUAUCUCAUCUAAUGCCCUUGACUUAAGUGAAAUCAUUGAUGCUUUGAAGAAUACUACUUUAGCUUCAAACUUAUUAAAAUCAAUUCUUAAUGCUAAUACCUUUAAUAAUGUCAUUACCAAUGCAUUUGCUGCAUUUUCUGGUGAUUGUGCUUCAUCUGGAGGUUCCUCAGGAGGUUCUUCAGGUGGUUCAAGUGGUUCAUCCGGUUCUUCUGGAUCUUCUGGCUCAAGUGGUUCAACUACUGAUCCUUGUAAAAAGAGAAGAAGAAGAAGAAGAAGAAAUUAUAACUACUAA
This is a messenger RNA of Yamadazyma jaroonii, 993 nucleotides long. The record is from the annotation of a GenBank genome assembly. Lineage: Eukaryota; Fungi; Ascomycota; Pichiomycetes; Serinales; Debaryomycetaceae.